UGUCCGAAAUCAAAAUCCCUGCGCUUCCCCCUUGCGUAGAUAGAUCUGCUGCUGCCUUUGCCUUUGAGGUUUUUCCUUAUCGCCGUCUCUCUGAUCUCCGCCUUCCUUAUCGGCAGCGCAGUCUCCGUUUCUUAUUCUUUCGCGGUUCCCUUCGACCACUGCCUCCGUAUACAAUCCCUGAUUCUCCAUUUCUAACAACAUUAACACAUUUCUUAACUACUCUCCCUAGGGUUUUCUGCUUCCUUUUUGUUUUUUGCCCCCUUGGAUCUACCCACCUUCGUACUUACGCUACUAAGUUUUAGGAUUUGGGGGUUUGCAUGCUGCCCUCCGUCAACUGAGCUUUACUUUUUUUUUUCUCCGCUUGUUUACAGUUGCGAAAAUGGCAGCUUAUUCUGGAUCUGUCAGUGCUGUCCAGGUAGGGUCCUACUUUGUGGAGCAGUACUAUCAUGUUCUUCGGCAACAACCUGACCUUGUCCACCAGUUUUACAACGAUGCUAGCUCCAUGAUUCGGGUUGAUGGGGAUUCCUCCGAGACUGCUUCCACAAUGCUGCAAAUACAUACACUUAUCAUGUCACUAAAUUUCACUGCAUUUUCAAUUAAGACGAUCAAUUCGAUGGAUUCUUGGAAUGGGGGUAUUCUGGUAGUGGUUUCAGGUUCUGCAAAGUCCAAAGAGUUCAAUGGGAUCAGGAAGUUUGUGCAGACCUUUUUUCUUGCUCCUCAAGAGAAGGGUUACUUUGUUCUUAAUGAUAUCUUUCAUUUCAUCGAGGAGGAGAUAGCUCAGCCCAAUCCAUUGCCUGUACUAUCAGAAAAUAAAUUUGAAUCUGAACUAAAUGCUCUCAGCUCCAUUCCAGAGCCACCAGUGUCCGACUAUGUUUUGGAGGAGAAUGCAAUAGAGUAUGUGGACCCAGUUCAUGUAGAAGAUGAUCCAGUUGAUAAAUACAGCCUUCCUGAACAACACCAACAAGAAGAAUUUGAAACUGAAGUUGUUGUGGAGGAGGCCACUGUGGAGGAUUUAGUUGCUUCACAUCCAAUUGUAGUUAAUAGUGUGCAGGAGCCUCUUUCUGCAGUGAUUGAUGAACCCGUUGGAGAGCCAGAAAAGAGAACUUAUGCUUCCAUAUUAAGGGCUUCUAGAGCGGAAUCUGCACAAUCAGCUAUUCCGCAAUCAUCAUUUUACCCGAGUGCUCCAGCUACUUCUGAGUGGAACCAUACUCCCGAACCUACCCCACAACAGAUAAACCCUGCACCAUCAUAUGCCCCUGAAUCUGGAGCAGAUGCAAUUGAAGAAGGUUUUGGUAUGGAAGAUGGAGGUGAACCAAAAUCUGUCUAUGUUAGAAACUUGCCGCCUUCUGUUACUGAAGCUGAAAUUGAGCAAGAAUUUAAAUCUUUUGGCAAAAUUUUGCCUGAUGGCGUAUUCAUUAGGUCCCGAAAGGAAAUUGGGGUUUGUUAUGCAUUCGUGGAGUUCGAAGAUAUUCUUGGCGUUCAAAAUGCCCUAAAGGCGUCUCCAAUUCAAAUAGGUGGAAGGCAAGUCUACAUUGAGGAACGCAGGCCAAACAGCAGUGGUUCUCGAGGAGGAAGAAGGGGAAGAGGAGGCAGAGGCAGUUACCAGUCAGAUGCACCCAGAGGACGAUUUGGUUCUCGUGGUUUGGGCCGAGGAAGCAGCCAGGAUGGCAGUGACUAUGGUAGGUUGAGAGGCAAUGGAUUCCCUCAGCGAGGGUAUCACAAGGUUCAAUAGCAUCAUCAAUCAUCUACUUUGUGCAUAUCAUCCAUUAUGGAGAUGAAAGCGUGGAAGAGUUUUUGGUUUGAAGGUGUGGGUUAAGAGAGAAUGCAGUGUCUCGGGUGUGAUGAGAGAGAGUGGUUUAGGAAUUGGUUUGUAGUUUGUGUUUUGAGGUUGUGAGGUUGACGUUACGUUAGUAGAAAUGUUAAUUUGUGAGGAAUUAAUUGAAGAAGAUAAGAUGGCAGAGAUUUUUCCCAGUUGGAUAGUUUUUGAGAUGCAAUUCAAGUGGGGAAUUUUGGGAUUUGAAGUAGAAGCAGUUGUUAGGCUAUGCGAGGGGGAAAGACUUGGAAGAUGAUCCUUUUCAUCAAUCGUAUAAUGAACUUGUUUCCUUUUGCUCUCUUA
Molecule: messenger RNA, 2116 nt
Organism: Cucurbita maxima (winter squash)
Lineage: Eukaryota; Viridiplantae; Streptophyta; Magnoliopsida; Cucurbitales; Cucurbitaceae
Product: putative G3BP-like protein
Exons: 9
Coding region: 380-1732 (450 amino acids)
Cellular component (GO): ribonucleoprotein complex; cytosol
Molecular function (GO): mRNA binding
Source: RefSeq, a predicted model, not a curated record